UCAUCGUCAGUUUUUUACCAUCACCAAAUCUGCGCCUCCCAUAGGGCAACAUCUUGAAGCCAAAACAACCGCCAAACCCUAGCUCCGAUCAGAACUCCCCGAUCAUGGCGUUUUCUACUCGCCUCCUCUCCAAAUCUCGGCAGCUGUAUGGGAGUCAAGUCAUUUUGCGUCAGGACAAUGUUGUUCCAGUUCGGUUUUUUGCCAAAGAUGCUGCUCCCCCUCCUCCUCCCAAAUCUCUCAAGGGAGAUGAGAUGUUGAAGAACGUCUUUUCAGAUGUUAAGAAGAAAUUUGAAACUGCAAUAGGGAUUCUUCGAAAGGAGAAGAUCACUAUUGAUCCAGAUGACCCAGCAGCUGUUUCUCAAUAUGCAAAGGUCAUGAAGACUAUUAGAGAUAAGGCUGGCUUGCUCUCGGAAUCUCAAAAAAUUAAAACCACCAUAGAAACAGAAACUCAAGAUAUUCCAGAUGCCCGAACAUACUUGCUGACAUUGCAGGAAAUAAGGAUCAAGAGAGGACUCACUGAUGAACUAGGUGCUGAGGCUAUGAUGAUGGAUGCAUUGGAAAAAGUUGAAAAUGAAAUUAAAAAACCUCUUAUGAGAAAUGACAAGAAAGGAAUGGCCCUUCUUUUGGCAGAGUUUGACAAGGUUAAUAAGAAGCUUGGCAUUCGGAAGGAAGAUCUACCUAAAUAUGAAGAAGAGUUGGAGGUCAAAAUUGCAAAGGCACAACUGCAGGAAUUGAAGAAGGAUGCUAUUGAAGCAAUGGAAACACAGAAGAAGCGGGAGGAGUUCAAGGAUGAGCAGAUGCCUGAUGUGAAGUCCUUGGACAUCCGGAACUUUCUCUGAGAAGCACUGCUAUGCUAUUGAUGUUCCUAUACGAGGUCAAACUUGGUAGUGGAAACAGAAGUAUUCAGAUUCUGACGAAAGCCUUUCCUGUUUUGCUUUUGUAAUAAAAAGGGAGCUGGCCGUUUGAAGUUGCUCAACCUUCUCUUAACUGAAUCCUAAUCGUUAUAUAAAAUAUCAUUUUGCUUCCAGAAGCUGGAAAUCUUGAAACUGAAUGCACUGAGAAGUUACAUCGGCAAGAAGUCAGCUGUCUUUUUUUUUUUUUUUUUUUUUUUUUUACAAGUAGUUAUUGGAGGAGAAUAUUUUCCACUAUGUUAGUGGCUGUUGCUUAGCAUUGCAAGACAGACCUCGUGAUAAAGAAAUGGGUGGAAUAUGGCAACUGUUAAAUUCUAAUAAAACCUUACAUUCAAG
Rubroshorea leprosula is the source of this 1247-nucleotide messenger RNA. The record is from the annotation of a GenBank genome assembly. NCBI's taxonomy places the organism in Eukaryota, Viridiplantae, Streptophyta, Magnoliopsida, Malvales, Dipterocarpaceae.